CGUCCGGCCGAGGAGCAGCCGACAGUCUCUAGGUGAUAAAAAGAAGGAAUCGGAAGAAGAUAUGACAAUGGCGACGUUUUCUCCCUCAUCGACCCUGCCACUCCAGUCCUACAACAACAACGAGCCCUUUCUCUCUCUACGAACUCCGCUUCACCGCUCUAAGCUUCAGUUUGUCAGUGUCACCACCGGCACCUCAAGCUCUCUCUGCUUUAGUCCUCUCAGAACUUCGAUUAGUGAUGAAAGAGUACUGAGAAUGGAAAAGAAGAAGAAUAGGAGAGGAUUCAGUGCGGUUUGUUACGCUGCACCUCUCACUGCUCGCAACCUCCAGUGGAUCUCUACAAUUUCUUCUGUGGUGUUAAUGCUAUCAAAGGGCACUGCCGUAAAAAAAUCCUUUAUCGUCCCAUUAUUUGCUCUACAAGCACCUGCCAGCAUCAUAUCCUGGAUUAGGGGUGAAUAUGGUAUGUGGAGUGCAUUCUUGGCACUUCUUGUUCGGCUCUUCUUCUUCAUUCCUGGUGAACUUGAGUUGCCACUUACAGCACUACUUCUGUUGAUUGUGGCACCUUAUCAAGUUAUCAACCUAAGGGGUACCCAAGAAGGUGCUAUUAUUUCCUUGAUGAUAACAGCGUAUUUAGCCUACCAGCACUUUUCUGGCGCAGGCAGCUUGCAGAGAGCAUUUGACCGAGGUUCAGUUGUCGCCACCUUAGCCGUCAUCAUUUGUAUCACUGCUGUCUCAUGCUUGCUCUUGAUCUAGUUUUAUAAAAAUUAAAUAAAGUUGUUGAGAGCUAUGAAUCUUAAGUAAAUUACCGAAACUAUUACGUUAUGAAAUAAAGAAUCAAUCAGGACUUAAAUGUUGUUUCCUCUUACCUAACCUAUGAGUAUUAUUUGAUUUCUCUUGGAUGGACAUAAUUAACCAUCUAAAACUUGUCUUCACUUUUAUAUAUUCUGUAGAUAUGUUAAUGACUUAA
Messenger RNA from Tripterygium wilfordii, 965 nucleotides. RefSeq names its product cold-regulated 413 inner membrane protein 1, chloroplastic-like. The transcript has 6 exons. NCBI's taxonomy places the organism in Eukaryota, Viridiplantae, Streptophyta, Magnoliopsida, Celastrales, Celastraceae. Gene Ontology annotation, cellular component: membrane. The coding region runs from base 62 to 751 and encodes 229 amino acids. The record is from RefSeq and is a predicted model, not a curated record.